CGGAGCUGGGGUGGAAGUGUGGGCGGGCGACGUCACUUCCGGAGAGUGACGGAGCGGCGGGUCAGAGGCGGCGGCAAAAUGGCGGCGCCUGAGGAACGGGAGCUGACGGCGGAGCAGACCGAGAAGCUGCUUCAGUUCCAGGACUUGACUGGCAUAGAGUCCAUGGACCAAUGUCGCCACACACUGGAGCAGCACAACUGGAACAUAGAGGCAGCUGUGCAGGACCGACUGAAUGAGCAAGAGGGUGUCCCAAGUGUCUUUAAUCCUCCUCCACUGCGGCCGUUGCAGGUCAAUACAGCUGACCACAGGAUCUACAGCUACGUUGUCUCAAGGCCACAGCCAAGGGGCCUGUUAGGAUGGGGUUACUACUUCAUAAUGCUUCCAUUCCGAUUCACCUAUUACACCUUACUUGAUAUAUUUAGGUUUGCUCUGCGUUUUAUACGCCCUGAUCCUCGUAGUCGGGUCACCGACCCAGUGGGUGACAUUAUUUCGUUUAUUCAUAUGUUUGAGGAAAAAUAUGGGAGGAUACACCCUGUCUUCUACCAGGGAACUUACAGCCAGGCACUGAACGAUGCCAAGCGGGAGCUGCGCUUCCUGUUGGUUUAUCUUCACGGGGAUGACCACCAAGACACAGAUGAGUUCUGCCGCAAUACACUGUGUGCACCUGAGGUCAUCACCCUCAUCAACACUAGAAUGCUCUUCUGGGCUUGCUCAACCAAUAAACCAGAGGGAUACAGAGUGUCUCAGGCCCUGCGGGAGAACACGUACCCGUUCCUGGCCGUGAUCAUGCUCAAGGACCGCAGGAUGACCGUGGUUGGGCGGCUGGAAGGCCUCAUCCAGGCUGAUGACCUCAUCAACCAGCUGAUGUUCAUCAUGGAUGCCAACCAGACAUACCUGGUGUCUGAGCGCCUGGAAAGGGAAGAGAGGAACCAAACCCAAGUGCUGAGGCAGCAGCAGGACGAGGCAUACCUGGCAUCCUUGCGUGCAGACCAGGAAAAGGAGCGCAAGAAGAAGGAGGAAAGGGAGAGGAAGAAGAAGAAGGAGGAGGAAGUGCAGCAGCAAAAACUGGCAGAAGAGAGGCGGCGGCAGACACUGCAGGAGGAGAAGGAGAGGAAGUCGGAAUGCCUUCCUCCAGAGCCCCAUCCUGAUGACCCAGAGAGCGUCAAGAUCAUUUUCAAGCUGCCCAACGAUUCCAGAGUGGAGCGGCGAUUCCACUUCACACAGUCAUUGACGGUGAUCCACGAUUUCCUGUUCUCCUUGAAAGAAAGCCCUGAGAAGUUCCAGAUUGAGGCCAACUUCCCUCGCCGUGUCCUGCCCUGCCUCCCUACAGAGGAGUGGCCCAACCCCCCGACGCUGCAGGAGGCGGGACUCAGCCACACGGAAGUCCUCUUUGUGCAGGACCUCACGGACGAUUGACACUUCCUUUUGGUUUUGUUUUUGUUUGUUUUGUUGUUUCGUUUUUUUUUUUCCAGAAGACACAAAACAGAAAGAGAAAUUCAUAUUAUUAUUAUAAUACAAUAUUUUUUUUAAAAGACUGCGUACAAACGAGGGAUCAGAGACCACAUGGCCCGUGCCAGCUGUGCUGUGUGUGUGCGCUGGCGAGAGGACGCCUGCACACGGCCAUCCCCUGCACCGGGGGGCACACGGGGGGAGCUGGUGUUGCCCCUCCGCCCUCCCUGGGGAGGAACAGGAAUGGCAGCUCUUGGUAAUUAUUGCUUUUAUUGAUGACAAUAAUAAUAAAACCCCAGCAACCCAACAUCUUGUGAAGAUUGAUACUCUGCUGCUCCUGAGAGACACAAGACCGAGUACCGGAACGUGCUGGGAUUGGGGUGGGGGGAAAGGGCUGGACAGACUCUCUUCAGCUUCCCUCUGUGUAUAAAUACUGUUCUUUUAAUAUUUCUCUUGCUUUGUAAUGACCAAAGGAGAUUGGGGUUGACUAUAGUAUUAACUUUUUGAUAAAGAGCUGGUUCAAUUCUUACCCAUGUGGGGCCUUGCCCAGGGUUCUUAGCCUGCGUAGUGUAAUAAACUCUGCCUCUAGCA
Molecule: messenger RNA, 2040 nt
Organism: Serinus canaria (Common canary)
Lineage: Eukaryota; Metazoa; Chordata; Aves; Passeriformes; Fringillidae
Gene: FAF2
Product: Fas associated factor family member 2
Exons: 11
Coding region: 79-1416 (445 amino acids)
Cellular component (GO): endoplasmic reticulum
Molecular function (GO): ubiquitin binding
Source: RefSeq, a predicted model, not a curated record